This is a messenger RNA of Alternaria atra, 690 nucleotides long. RefSeq lists its product as uncharacterized. The coding region runs from base 1 to 690 and encodes 229 amino acids. The record is from RefSeq and is a predicted model, not a curated record. Lineage: Eukaryota; Fungi; Ascomycota; Dothideomycetes; Pleosporales; Pleosporaceae. The transcript has a single exon.
AUGGGUAAGAUGGAAGAUAUCGAAGCCGUAUACAACAAGCCAUCUUCAUCAGCCUCAUCUUCAUCACCACCAUCGACACACUCGAUACCAUCUGGGCCACCGCCACCCUACUUCAAGUCGCACUUCAUCUCUCCAUCGUCUUUCAAGUCGGCCAUAAACGCGAAGCUCGACAACCCUGCCGUAUCUCUCUUCCGUCUCAGCAUCCGCAUCUUCCAAUUCGCAUUCGCCCUUGCCUCAGGCAUUUCCUAUGCCAUCGAACUCGGCCAUGCAACAAAUUAUUCAAAAACAGACUUUAUAUACGCCCAAUUCGUAUUCGGCCUCACCCUUAUAGUCUUGGUCAUAGACAGCAUAACAGCACGAAACUACCGUCUGACCUGGGUGCCAGAAUGGCUUUUGGCCAUCCUGUGGAUUGCUUCCUUUGGCCUUUUCUACACAAUCUAUAUGCGCGGCAAUAUCCAGCAAGGAUACGAGAAUGUGGAUGUAGGACGCAUGAAGAGAGCUGUGUGGUGCGAUCUUAUUAACGCACUGCUGUGGAUGGGAAGUGCGUUGUUUUCUUCGGUUAUGUGCUGCGCUGGGAUCAAAGCCGCCAUCAAAGCAAAGUUGGAAAGACGGAGACAAAGAAAGGAGGGGAAGAAGGUGGUUAGGGAGAUGGGUCAGAUAGAGCAGGGAGUUAUAGGUAGAGAACGUUAG